AGUGAGACAUCAUUGGCCGCGAUGUCGAAACUGUAUAGCUACUACGGAUUUACGGAAUAUGUUAUUGUCUUAUUAAAGAGCGAAUCCAUUUAUUACAGUGUUUUCGUUGAUCCCUAGAGCCAAAAUUGCUGCAAUUUCAUAUCGUUAACAUCAGAAUCAAAUCGUCUAUAAAACCAUUUACACUUUUGAUCUUAUUUAGAGUCGUCUUAAAAUGGAUUAAAAUUUCAGUGAUUGUGUAGUGGGUUUUCUUUAGAACUUUUUACCCCCACAAAUUCUUUGUGAAACGUUUGUUAGACUUUAAGAGACGUGACAAAAUUUCUUAUUAUCGUUAUUAUCUUCCCGUAAUGUUUACAAUGUCCAACAGUUCACCUUAUCUUGUCAACUUUUUGUGUAAAUUGAUCUUUUUGACAUCUGUGUGGGUAUGGGUAGUAGAAGCAGAUGUUUUAGUAAUAUCUCUUGAUACAAAUUCCACAGUAAAUGCUUUUCCCAGUUUACCUGCUAAUUUUGGGAAAGUCUUACCAUUUGAUGGAUUGAUUGGCUGUGUUGUUAUUGCUAAUCCUCAAAAUGCAUGUAACACGAUAGACCCUCCUCCAAAGUAUAGCAAUUGUUCUGAUAAAUGGUUUGUUCUGAUCAGACGAUAUGAUUGUAAUUUUGUUGACAAAGUUCGUGCUGCUCAGAAUGCUAACUAUGAUGCUGCAAUCAUUUAUAAUGUUGGAUCCAAUCUUAUUGAGCCUAUGGCAGGAGAAGAUGAUGAUGAUAUUAUAAUUCCUGCUGUAUUCAUUGGACAAGAUGAUGGACUAAAAAUUCAGUCUUUUUACCAAUAUUAUGAUGGGUACAUGCUGUUAUUGACCAAUGAAUUGCCAUUCAAUCUAAACAGCUAUCUUCUACCUUUUGCCAUUGUUGUUGCAAUCUGUUUUGCAAUAAUGGUAGUUUUUAUGUUGAUAAAGUGUGUCAAGGAGCGCAGACGAUCUAGACGUAUUCGUUUGCCUUCGUCGUCCUUGAAAACCAUCCCUACUAACAAAUUCAAGAAAGGGGAUCCAUAUGAUACAUGUGCCAUAUGCUUAGAAGAUUACGUAGAUGGCGAUAAACUUCGUAUUCUACCUUGUUCCCAUGCUUAUCACACCAAAUGCAUCGAUCCGUGGCUUACGCGAAAUCGCCGAGUGUGUCCAGUUUGUAAAAGGCGGGUAAUUGCGCGAGGUGAACAUCUUUCUGAUUCUGACUCCGAAACGGAGGACGAAUCUAGGCCUCUUCUUCGACCAGGAACGUAUGGAACAUCAGGAGGAACGUUCACUGAUCAAACCAGAAAUACUGGAAACAGAACCCAUGGUGUAUCAAAUGCGUUGGUGUUGGAUGAAGAAGCUAUCGAUAGAGGGCAUUCCGUUCUUGUAUCUGCAGAUUCGAUUGUUAUUGAAAACGAGGAAGCUACGGUUUCCGGAAACGACCAAGACGUCGGACAGGUUCACGAAAUUGAUAUGUCGUCUGACGGUGAAGCAGAACAGCCGCAGGAAAACCUGAAUGCCGAUAGUUCCGUGUAUUUAACUCCUGAAAGUCACCGCUCACGGGAUCCUAUGAAUGUUUAAUAUCUCUUGUAAUUAAAUCUUUAAAUUGACAUGCUGUUAUAUUCUCCUAUUCAUUAUAUGAUUUCAACCUAACUUUUUUCUUCAUAUAUCUGGUUGUGAGAAGAUGAAUAAGACAAAUUUACAAUUCUUCCGAAACCCGAAUUCUACUGUGUCAGCGACAAAAGCGCAUGACAACGUUUACCUUUACAACAAGAAAUUUGCUAAAUUUAAUCAAUACACUACAUUCGUAUGCGACAAAGAAAAUAUU
Daphnia pulicaria is the source of this 1827-nucleotide messenger RNA. RefSeq names its product E3 ubiquitin-protein ligase RNF13-like. NCBI's taxonomy places the organism in Eukaryota, Metazoa, Arthropoda, Branchiopoda, Diplostraca, Daphniidae. The record is from RefSeq and is a predicted model, not a curated record. Bases 345 to 1580 code for a protein of 411 amino acids. The transcript has 9 exons. Gene Ontology annotation, cellular component: cytoplasm; nucleoplasm.